CUUACCCCGUUACUUCCCCUAACGAAUACAGUCUCUUCUUCGCUAAUUGCGCUCCUCAAACCUCAGUUUCUAUGGUCGUUCGCACCGAGAUUUUCAAUCUCGAAUCGGACGGUUCCAAGGACUAUCUCUCCGCCGGACAAACUCAACUCCCUUCCAUGUUCUUCCUCUUCUUUCUCGCAUACCUAACUUUCUUCGUCUUCUAGGUUUACAUUUGUUACACCAAUAAACAUUCCGUUCACAGAAUUCAUCUUUUAAUGGCGGUUUUGCUUCUCAUGAAAGCUUUGAAUCUUAUCUGUGCUGCAGAGGAUAAGCAUUAUGUUAAGGUCACUGGUUUACCUCAUGGAUGGGAUGUGUUGUUCUAUAUUUUCCAGUUCAUUCGUGUUGUUGUGUUGUUCACUGUUAUCGUUUUGAUCGGUACUGGUUGGUCUUUUCUUAAGCCGUUUUUGCAAGAUAGGGAAAAGAAGGUGUCGAUGAUUGUGAUCCCUCUUCAAGUUUUGGCUAAUUUGGCUUCUGUUGUGAUUGGUGAGACUGGUCCUUUUAUCAAAGAUUGAGUUACUUAGAGUCAGGGGUUUUUGCUUGUUGAUAUUAUUUGCUGUUGUGCUAUUAUUUUCCCUAUUGUUUGGUCUAUAAGAUCGCUUAGGGAAACGUCGAAAACCGACGAAAAAGCGUCUAGGAAUCUUGCGAAGUUGACACUUUUUAGGCAGUUUUAUAUUGUUGUUAUUGGGCAUCUGUAUUUUACGAGAAUAGGUUGGUUUACUUUUUUCCCUUUCAAUGCCUUGCCACGUGUCCCUUCGUGA
Messenger RNA from Lathyrus oleraceus (garden pea), 797 nucleotides. RefSeq names its product protein CANDIDATE G-PROTEIN COUPLED RECEPTOR 7-like. Gene Ontology annotation, cellular component: Golgi apparatus; membrane. Gene Ontology annotation, biological process: transport. The record is from RefSeq and is a predicted model, not a curated record. Lineage: Eukaryota; Viridiplantae; Streptophyta; Magnoliopsida; Fabales; Fabaceae. The transcript has a single exon.